AGUAUAAAUUGGGAAUCUAAAAAGAUUGUAGUUGAUUCAAUUAUUCGCCCUUGACGUUUGAAAGUGGACCAUACUUUAUAAUAAUAUCAAUAGAAGUAUUAUUGAGUACGUAGACAGUGGAAUGGAAUCGAGAAAAUUGGUUCAUGUAACCGAAUGCAAAUAUGUUGGGGAAUAGAGCUUAGUUUUGUUGUUUAUAGUGAUGGGAAGAACAAAUGGAGUGGAGAAAAGGGAUUCUUUUGAUCGUAGAUAUAUUAUUAGUUUGGCUUAGUCUGUUAGUUGUAUUAUUGAAUAUGUGUGAUCCUCCAUCAGAAAAAUCAGGGAAUGUGUGGACGGCUUUGGCACAUAUAAUAACAGCAGUAAUAGGUUCUGGAGUACUUUCUUUAGCAUGGAGCAUAUCACAGCUCGGGUGGAUUGCAGCUCCAAUUACCAUGAUUGCAUUUGCAUCCGUCACCCUUACUUCUGCAAUGUUUCUCAAAGAGUGCUACAAAUCACCCAAUCCCGCCUGUGGUUCUGCAAGAAAUGGUUCCUACUUAGACGCUGUUCGGACAAUUCUAGGAAAAAAGAAUGCUUGGGUAUGUGGCAUUAUUGUGCGAAUAAAUUUCAUCAAGCUAGGUAUCGUGUACACGAUUACAUCCUCCAUUAGCAUGAGAGCAAUUCAGAGAUCAAACUGUUACCAUAAUGAAGGGCAUGAAGCUGCUUGUACAUACAGGGUUACUUACUACAUGCUCAUAUUUGGAAUUAUCCAAGCCCUCGUAUCUCAAAUACCUAAUUUUCGAAAUACUGAAUGGCUCUCUGUCAUUGCGGCAAUCAUGUCCUUUACAUACGCUACUAUUGGAUCUGCACUUGGCUUGGCAAAAGUAAUAGAAAAUGGAGAGAUAAAAGGUAGCAUUGGAGGAGUGCCUACUUCGACUCCUGCUAAAAAAGUAUGGGCAGUUUCUCAAGCGCUUGGGGACAUAGCCUUUGCUUUCCCAUUCUCUGUUAUUUUCCUAGAGAUACAGGAUACUCUAAGGUCAAAUCCACCGGAAAAAGUCACCAUGAAGAAGGCAUCUAUUAUGGCAGUCUGCAUUACAACAUUCUUCAACCUCUGUUGUGGAGGUCUUGGGUAUGCAGCUUUUGGGAAUUCAACUCCUGGGAACCUUUUGACAGGAUUUGGUUUUUACGAGCCAUAUUGGCUCGUUGACUUUGCUAAUGCUUGUGUCGUUCUUCAUCUUGUUGGAGGAUAUCAGGUAUUCAGUCAACCACUUUUUGCAAUUACUGAAAGAUGGAUUGUUAAGAAGUUUCCCAACUGUCAAACAUUGCACAAAGAUUACAAUCCAAAAUCAAUACCGGGUUUGAGGCUAAAUCUUCUAAGGUUGUGUUUCCGAACUGCUUAUGUUGCAUUCACCACUGGUUUUGCCAUACUUUUCCCGUACUUCAACCAAGUUGUCGGUGUGGCAGGAGCAAUAAACUUCUGGCCUAUUGUUGUAUAUUUCCCAGUGGAAAUGUACUUGGUGCAGAAAAAUAUUGGGCCUCAGACAAAAAAGUCGAUUAUUCUUCGAAUAUUUUGUUUUGUUACAUUGGUUGUGAUACUAUUUGCCUUUGUUGGUUCAAUCAAAGGUCUAAUAACAGCUAGAUUCAGCUAAAAAGCACUUAAUGGACAUUCUGAUUGUUGGAUCAAUCCUAAUUGCUCAAUGUCAAAAUGAAAGUUUUUGUGGUGAUGACUGAUGAGCAUGCAGCAAAUGAGUUGUUAUGGUAGUCCACCUUAGCAUGUGUUUAUCGAUAAUUUUCUGGUGGAAGAUUGGUGGUGGCAGAAGGGUACUAGGGCAGAGCCACCAGUAAGUUGAAGUGUGGCGAUGUGAAGAUCGAAGGGAGCAUCGAAAUGACUGGCCUAGCUACUUUCAGCAGGACGUGCAUGAUCCAUAGGAGAUCUGCAACAGAGACUAUAACGAUAUCAUUAAUUUAAAUUAGUAAUAAUUGAACAUGCAAUGCACGUUAUUCUGAAAUA
Olea europaea var. sylvestris is the source of this 1984-nucleotide messenger RNA. RefSeq names its product probable amino acid permease 7. Gene Ontology annotation, cellular component: plasma membrane. NCBI's taxonomy places the organism in Eukaryota, Viridiplantae, Streptophyta, Magnoliopsida, Lamiales, Oleaceae. The record is from RefSeq and is a predicted model, not a curated record. The coding region runs from base 213 to 1622 and encodes 469 amino acids. The transcript has 6 exons.